Messenger RNA from Penicillium griseofulvum, 369 nucleotides. RefSeq lists its product as uncharacterized. The transcript has 3 exons. The record is from RefSeq and is a predicted model, not a curated record. Lineage: Eukaryota; Fungi; Ascomycota; Eurotiomycetes; Eurotiales; Aspergillaceae. The coding region runs from base 1 to 369 and encodes 122 amino acids.
AUGGCCGACUACGCGGGAGGGAAACACGGCUAUCUGUGCCACGCGACUGCUGAUCAUGAUAAGCGCAACGAUGCAUUUGAAUCCCACCCCCAGUGCAAACCCCCCAACACCCACCCAACUAUCUUCUUCCUGUACGAUUUCGUUCGCAACUCCCACAACCAGCUGAAGGCCGUCGACGCCGCAAAGUACGCUGCCGGUGACAACGGUGCUAAGACCGCUGUGGGUGAGGUCGAGGGCCGCAAUGGGUUUGCUAACAUUCUCAUCAAUGACACUACUGGCAAGCUGUCCAUGAUGACCGGCGCCGACCCCUCCAACCCUGCUGAUUUCGGCCCGGAGAUCAAGGCUAAGGCUCUCGCUUUGACCCAGUAA